GCGCGCGCUCCCCCUUUGGCCCCCUACCCUGCAGCAAGGGUAGCGUGACGUAAUGCAACCUCAGCAUGUAGGAGCGUUAUAAAGGAGGACAAGGCGGCGCGCCUCCCAGACGCAGAGUAGCUUGUGAUUGGCUCGGGCUGCGGAACCUCGGAAACCCGAAUGUGAGGACCUUCCAGAUCCACAGCUGCCGCCCCCCGCAGCAAUUCCGAGCGCGGUCUUAGUCUGCCUGGCGGCGACCGUGAAAGAGGUGGUGGUGGCAAAGGCGGCAGCGGCGGCGGCGGUGACAGAUAUUUGUGAAUGAACUUUGCUAAGUAUGGAUUCAGGUGUUGGAAGUCUUGGAUUGCACACAUCAGACUCUAGAAUGGCCCAUACUAUGAUUAUGCAGGAUUUUGUGGCUGGAAUGGCUGGCACUGCACAUAUCGAUGGAGACCAUAUUGUUGUUUCAGUUCCUGAGGCUGUAUUAGUUUCUGAUGUUGUCACAGAUGAUGGGAUAACUCUUGAUCAUGGCCUUGCAGCUGAAGUUGUCCAUGGGCCUGAUAUCAUUACAGAGACUGAUGUAGUAACAGAAGGUGUGAUUGUUCCUGAAGCUGUACUUGAAGCUGAUGUUGCUAUUGAAGAAGAUUUAGAGGAAGAUGAUGAGGAUCACAUCUUGACUUCUGAACUAAUUACAGAAACUGUUAGGGUACCUGAGCAGGUUUUUGUGGCUGAUCUUGUGGCUGGUCCUGAUGGCCACUUGGGACAUGUGGUACAAGACUGCGUUUCAGGAGUUGACUCUCCCACAAUGGUAUCAGAGGAGGUGCUUGUAACUAAUUCAGACACAGAAACUGUGAUUCAAGCAGCUGGUGGUGUCCCUGGAUCUACAGUUACAAUAAAAACUGAAGAUGAUGAUGACGAUGACGACGAUGAUGAUGUCAAGAGCACUUCUGAAGACUACUUAAUGAUAUCUUUGGAUGAUGUGGGAGAAAAAUUAGAGCAUAUGGGGAGUACACCAUUAAAAAUCGGUAGUGAUGGUUCACAAGAAGAUGUUAAAGAAGAUGGAUUUGGUUCAGAAGUUAUAAAAGUUUAUAUAUUUAAAGCAGAGGCUGAAGAUGAUGUAGAAAUAGGUGGAACAGAAAUUGUCACAGAGAGUGAGUAUACGAGUGGACAUUCUGUAGCUGGAGUGCUUGACCAGAGCCGAAUGCAGCGAGAGAAGAUGGUUUACAUGGCAGUUAAAGAUUCUUCUCAAGAAGAGGAUGAUAUCAGUUGUGCUGAAAUAGCACAUGAUGAGUACAUGGAAGUCAUUGUAGGGGAAGAGGAAGGAACCUCUUUCCCUGAGAUUCAGCUUGAGGACUAUGAUGUUAAUAAAACAAUUGGCCCUGUUUUCUGUGCUGCAGCACAUGGAGAUGAAAGAAGAGUUUCCCGAAGGUAUGAAGACUGCCAAACAUCAGCAAAUACUUUGGAUUCUGCAUUAGAAAACAGAAGCAGCACUGCAGCACAGUAUCUUCAAAUUUGCGACAGCAUUAACACAAACAAAGUCCUCAAACAAAAAGUCAAGAAGAGGAGAAGGGGAGAAACAAGACAGUGGCAGACAGCUGUUAUAAUAGGUCCUGAUGGACAGCCACUGACUGUAUACCCCUGCCAUAUUUGCACAAAAAAGUUUAAAUCCAGGGGAUUCUUAAAAAGGCACAUGAAGAAUCAUCCUGAUCAUUUGAUGAGAAAAAAAUACCAGUGUACAGAUUGUGACUUUACAACUAACAAGAAAGUGAGUUUUCACAACCACCUAGAAAGCCAUAAGCUUAUAAACAAAGUUGACAAAACCCAUGAAUUUACAGAAUACACUCGACGAUACAGAGAGGCAAGUCCACUGAGUUCCAACAAACUAAUCUUAAGAGACAAGGAGCCGAAGAUGCACAAGUGCAAAUACUGUGACUAUGAAACUGCAGAGCAAGGCCUGCUGAACAGGCAUUUGUUGGCUGUUCACAGCAAGAAUUUUCCUCAUGUCUGUGUGGAAUGUGGAAAGGGUUUUCGACAUCCUUCCGAACUCAAGAAACAUAUGAGAACCCAUACUGGUGAGAAGCCAUAUCAGUGUCAGUAUUGUAUCUUCAGGUGUGCAGAUCAAUCAAAUCUGAAAACUCACAUUAAGUCUAAGCAUGGUAGCAAUUUGCCAUAUAAAUGUGAGCAUUGUCCUCAGGCGUUUGGUGACGAGAGAGAGCUGCAACGCCAUUUGGAUUUAUUUCAAGGACAUAAAACGCAUCAGUGUCCCCAUUGUGAUCAUAAGAGCACCAACUCAAGUGACCUUAAAAGGCACAUCAUAUCUGUCCAUACCAAGGAUUUUCCUCACAAAUGUGAAGUCUGUGAUAAAGGUUUCCAUCGUCCUUCCGAGCUCAAAAAACAUAGUGAUAUUCAUAAGGGUAGGAAGAUUCAUCAGUGUAGGCACUGUGACUUUAAAACAUCUGAUCCAUUCAUUCUUAGUGGCCAUAUUCUUUCAGUUCAUACUAAGGAUCAGUCUUUGAAAUGUAAAAGGUGCAAGAGAGGGUUCCGACAACAAAAUGAGCUAAAGAAGCAUAUGAAGACCCAUACUGGAAGGAAGAUUUACCAAUGUGAAUAUUGUGAAUACAGCACUACAGAUGCAUCUGGCUUUAAACGACAUGUGAUUUCAAUACACACGAAAGACUAUCCCCACAGGUGUGAAUUCUGCAAGAAGGGAUUCCGUAGGCCAUCAGAAAAAAAUCAGCAUAUUAUGAGGCACCACAAGGAGGCUCUUAUGUAGUAAGAUCAAUAUAAAAAAAGGGGUAUUUAGGAAAUAAGAUAUGCUCUUUGGAGGAAAAUCUGUUUUAUCUGGUUUCAGAACUUGAUAUUUAAACUUUACAUUCUUUGUAUUAAAGAUCUUAAAAUGUUUGAAUUGGCAGGGGAAUCACAUAGCCCUUUGAAAAUGAUGUAACAAAUUUAAUAAGCAACAUAAGAUGUUGCAGACAAACAUAAGUGUGUAUUCAACAGUAUUAUAUGCAUAACUACAGAAGGGAGAAAGACACCUUAUUUGAUUGGUUACACUACAGAUAAAUGUUUCUUAAAAGAGAAUACAUAACUAAGGACGUUAACAAUGCUUUACUGUAGCAAGCAAGCCUCAUUUUUAUGCAAUGUUAGAGAAGGGUGUGAAAAUAAAAUGCAGUCAUCCAUCAGUCACUUAUUCAUUGAGCCUUUUAUACUGUACCUGGACAUUGAAUUCCAGAAAUGACAAUUUUAUGUAUUCAUUAAAAGGAAUCUCACUAUAAAGUUACAUUAAUCAGUACUGAUAAAAACGAAUUUCAGAGCUGCUGAGAAUUUAUCACAGGGCAGGAUAUUUAAGUUAUAGCAUUCUGUGUGAUAUCUGAGGCAAAAUUUAAUAAAUAUUAGGUUCCCUUUUUGAUCAAGUAAACUCAUGAUGGCAUAUAUAACAGAAGUAUAUUUGAGUCAAAUGUGGCUUUCUACAAUGGAUGCAACUAUAGUGUUGCAAACAAAAUCAGCACUAUGUUUCUUAAUAAUCUCAAUGUUAAAUUGAGAAAACGGUUUUCUUAAAUAUUAUAAUGUUUAGGAUUUUUAGGACAGUCUUAGCAAGUAUGGCUGUUCUAGUCUUACUUGCCCUAAUGUUUAAAGGUGCAAUUUUAUGCCAUUAUUAAAAUUUUUGAUUUUUAAAAUCUAUAUAUCAUAUUCUUAACAUGACUUUUCAAUAUUAGGAAGUAUUUAUGCAGUAUUUAACAGAACAAUAUGCUGCCAAUAGAUUUUGGAGGUGGAUAUUCAGUUUACAGUGUAUAAAUUGAAAAUAUGCAUCCCUUUAACAACGCUUUGUGUUAGCAUGCUGCAAAUCAAAAUGGCGCUUAAUAUUAAAGCUGGUUUAGGAAAUUUUAAUAAAAAUCCUGUUCAUAAAUGUAAUGCAUAUGAUGUGUACUUUUAAGUUUUAGUUGGUUUUAGUUUACAUUCAGCUGUUCAACAUAAUUCAAAUGUAAUUUAACUUCAUGCUAUAUUGUGGCUUUGUGUUUAAAUAAUAUUCACUUUUCUGUUUUUGCACCAGAUAAGAAUCAGUUACUUGAAAAAAAUUUUUUAUCUUUCUUAACUUCAGAAUAUUAAAUUUGGGAAAUCUACUAAAAUUGUGCGUUAUGUGGAUGUAAAUGAUGUACACGCUGUAAAAUAAGAUUGUCAAUGUUAUGUGGAAUUAUUAUUUCUAAAUGUUAUUCAUUGAAAUGAGAAUACAAUAAAAAGCAUUUAUUGCA
Jaculus jaculus (lesser Egyptian jerboa) is the source of this 4226-nucleotide messenger RNA. RefSeq names its product zinc finger protein 711 (gene Znf711). Gene Ontology annotation, cellular component: nucleus; chromosome. Gene Ontology annotation, molecular function: RNA polymerase II transcription regulatory region sequence-specific DNA binding; DNA-binding transcription factor activity, RNA polymerase II-specific; chromatin insulator sequence binding. Lineage: Eukaryota; Metazoa; Chordata; Mammalia; Rodentia; Dipodidae. The transcript is spliced from 9 exons. The coding region runs from base 314 to 2749 and encodes 811 amino acids. Gene Ontology annotation, biological process: regulation of transcription by RNA polymerase II. The record is from RefSeq and is a predicted model, not a curated record.